Messenger RNA from Chrysoperla carnea, 1341 nucleotides. Its product is annotated as dynein axonemal assembly factor 3-like. The record is from RefSeq and is a predicted model, not a curated record. Lineage: Eukaryota; Metazoa; Arthropoda; Insecta; Neuroptera; Chrysopidae. The transcript is spliced from 2 exons. Bases 1 to 1302 code for a protein of 433 amino acids. Gene Ontology annotation, biological process: motile cilium assembly; axonemal dynein complex assembly.
AUGUUUUGGGGAUACACUCCAGCACUUGAUUUAAAUAAAGAAUUGGAUAUAUCGACAGCAAAUCAAACUGUUAAUAUUUUGCUGUUGGGCACAGCAGAUGGAAGACAUGUAAUAAAAACCCUUGCGGAAUCUUAUAAACAUAAAAAUAUUAAAUAUAACUUUUACAUCGCUGAAACAUGGACGGAACAAAUUGCCCGUCAAUUAUUAUUCUUAAGUAUAAUCCUAGACCAGGAUUCAUCACUUGGUAUAUAUGACAAAGUUCGAAUUUUUAUGGAAUUAUAUGGAAAUAUAAAAAUUCGACCAUCAGUUGCACGUUAUUUAUAUAAAAAAUCCGCCGAUUUAGUUGAAGCCAUCACUGAUUCAACUUAUUUAUCGAAAAAAAUGCCAAUAUUUAAUUUUAGCCAAUUAAAUACCAAAGAUCGUGAUUACAUGGAGAAUGUGUUUAAAUUUUGGAAACGUCCUGAUUCACAAUUUGGUAUACAAGCAGCAUGGGAUUUUCGUGUUCGUAAAGCGUUAGGUCAACGUUUUGAAUGUCGUAAUGAAGUAUUUGAUUUUGAUUAUCGUACGCGAUUAUGUGAGCAAGAUUUAAAAAUUAUAUCCGCAUGUGAGUAUAUGAGUUGGCGGGAAUCUGGUAUAGCAUUUAAAUGGUCUGAAUUAGGUGAAUCUAAACCAAAUCUAACAUGUGGUACAGGGGUUUUAGGAAGUGGUUUAAAAUUACUUUAUCAUGGAUAUUCGGGCGACAUUGUAACUGGACCACAUAUCGCUUACGGAAUUGAAUGUGACGAUAAAAAAAUGUUUGAAAAAUCGAAUGGUGUAUUUAUUAAACGAUCCACUGAUAUCACGGAAUAUAAUUUGUUCCAAAUGUUCCAUCAAAUUAUUUACGAUAAACCAUGUGAUUAUAACACAUACUCGAAGGAUCUAAGAACCGAUUUAUAUAAAGAUUUUGAUGCAAAAAAAUAUGAUCCUAUCGAUGCAACCCCUUUGAUGCCUAAAAACCAUUUUACAGUGACAUUUUUAUCAAUGUCCAAUCUACCAAAUCUCUCUAAAAAAUAUUCAAAUUAUUUUGAUCUAAUGGUUUUUGGGAAUGAUCAAUUGCAUCGUGUUGAAAAAGAUUUGUUGGCAACUGGUCAGAAACAUGCGAAAAUUUUAUUUGAAACACAAAAAUUUAUGAUACAAUUAAAAACAGAUAGUAUUCGAGAAUAUGGGGAAUUAAUUGCCUUAAAAAAUUUAAUUGGAUUAGUUCCGUUAAAGGAAUUUGAUCCUUUUAAAGAUGCGUAUGCAAAAUUUCGAAAAAUAUUUUAAAAAUAUAAAGGCUAGCUUUUUUAAAUUGCCUCAUGUUUG